This is a messenger RNA of Drosophila serrata, 5334 nucleotides long. RefSeq names its product nuclear pore complex protein Nup214 (gene Nup214). Gene Ontology annotation, biological process: protein import into nucleus; RNA export from nucleus. NCBI's taxonomy places the organism in Eukaryota, Metazoa, Arthropoda, Insecta, Diptera, Drosophilidae. The record is from RefSeq and is a predicted model, not a curated record. Gene Ontology annotation, molecular function: structural constituent of nuclear pore; protein binding. Gene Ontology annotation, cellular component: nuclear pore.
UUUUAUUUCUGACUUGCGGCCACAUUGCCGGCUCAAAUUGCCGAAAUUUCUUCAAAACCAAUAGAAUUUAUAAAAUUAAUACAAGAAAGUGACAAAAAUGGCGCAGAAUGCACCACCCUGCAAGGACACACAGGAUUUUCAGUUUAAGCUCCAUGACAAAUUCGUGGCUUUCAAGAAAUGCGGAGAGCCGCGCAGCAAUGUAAAAUUACUGGCGAUCUCCUGCAGCCGAGGCUUGCUCUUUGCCGGGAAUCCUACGCAGCCAGAGUUGAAGGUAAUCAUUGUAAAGGAUCUGGCCAAUGCCAAAACAACGGGCCAACAGCCGCAGGCUCGCCUUGUACCCCUGCCCAGCGUUCCCAACUACAUUUCGUGCAGUGCGGACGGAAAUCUGCUGGCUAUUAAUCACACCCAGAACGGCACUAGUCUGCUCAGCAUCUAUGCAGUGCCAUCGUUUAUGACCCCGGACAUUCGUCCAGUUUACAGCAUCCGUUUGGCGCCGGAGGAUUAUGUGCAUGCUGUGCAGCUUUUGUGGAAUCCCGUGCUGCCCAAUAGCCUGGCUGUGGUCCUCAGCAACGGUGCCCUGGGAAUGUAUGCGUUAAAAGAGGCUGGGAACUUUGAGAUGCACUCGCUGGACAAGAGUCAGCAGGUGAAAUGCGGCUGCUGGUCGCCGAAAGGAAAGCAGAUCGUUCUGGGCUUUCCAAGCGGCAAGCUGCAGCAGUUUAAGCCGGAUCUGACACCCGCCAAAACGCUGGUGUGCCCGUCAAAUGUCCAUGACGCCCCCUUCGAUACGAUUGCCAUUCAGUGGCUGUCGACUUUCCAGUUCGCUGUGAUCUUCCUGCAACACGGCGAGGACUGCAAUCCAUCGUUGUACAUUCUGAAUGCACCGAAGGCGGCUGCUCCCAGCUACAUCAACUACUAUGACAUUUGCUACAGUUUGAAUGGGCCGCGUAACCAUCAGUUCCUGUUCAACCAUGUGCCGCAGUGGAACGUGCUGCUGGUGACCUCGGCUAAUGGCGUUGAAGUGGGCAUUAUGGGCACCGCGGAGGCCGGCGAUACUCCCGCCUGGCAGCAGUUCACAUUGCUGGAUGAGGCGAGGAUUGAGCUACCGCUAAGCGAGUCCACUCAGGAGGAGACUUUCCCGCUGGGCUUCGUCUAUGACACCUCCUCAACGCAUCAGCUGAUCAUAAACGAGCAGAAGCUUCAAACGAUGCCAAUGGUGCACGUGUUAGGCUCGGACGGAGCCCUGCUGUCUUUUAACUUUUUAAAUCUGCUGCCGGGAGCCGUUUCUGUCUGCUCACCUCCUCCACCGGUGGCGGAUACUUCGGGCCAGUUCCGAGCACUCAACUCGCUGCUGCCAGCAAGCGAUGAGGAACAGGAAGACGAAGUGCAGCAGCCGGCGACGACAGAAACUACCAGUCCAACGUCCAAAACACCAGCUGUUGGUGCUUCCUCGGACUUCUCCUUCGCCUUCACCCCAAAUACGGUCACAUCAACACCAGCUCCGGCAAAGGACAAGCCAUUAUCCAUGUUCUCUUUUGCCAGUCCGGCAGCCAAGUCUGGCUCUGCAUCGCAAUUAACCUUUGGCGCUGCUCCGCCGACAGAACCACUUUCCUUUGCUGCCCCAACGGCCACACAAGCAAAACCAGCCGCCGCAGGUUUUGGAGGAUUUGGUGUUCCAUCGACGACUGCGUCAGCAGGUUCGAUGUUUUCCGCUCCUGGCAUGGCUUUAAGUAAAUCCAAUUCAGGUAUAGUAACGCCACGCCUGGCAGCUCCAGAAGUAACAGCUGCUACUGUACCUAAUGGCACUGCUGGGAAUCUCCUGAGGAACCCACUCUACACAGUCCCGCCGACAUUUACGCCUGUGGCCACUAAGGCAAUUACUCCGACAGCAACUCCUCCUGCUAUGCCAGCAGCAGAUAUCCUAAAACUUGAUGACACAGAGCCUAUCAUCAGGGAUAUGAUUGCCCUGCAGAUUGAGGGCUUUAAUGCUGACAUUCAAAAGCAAAAAGAACGCACCAAGCAGCUGCUAAACACGAUUGCUACACCGUCGGCUCUGAAAGGGUAUGCGAAGCGUUUGGAUGAUCUUCAAGAGUUAAAUGAGCAGGCCAAGGAUGUGGAGUUCGAGUUGGAUGUGCAGGGGUUGCGGCAGGGUCUGAACGAGGCUUAUGCCAUCGUGGCAGAGUGCCGAGGCAAGUUGGAGAUCUACAGGAAGCCAGAUAUCACCCGUUUGAUGAACUCCAGCUCCUACGAUCCAGCUGGCCGCCGCAUGCUGGCCCGUCUCCAAAGCUAUGUUGCCGCCAAUGAAGCACAGUUAGUGUUGGCCCAGCAGCAUAUCGAUGUGCAGUGGGAGCAGUUCCAGGACGUUGUCCGGCGCAAUUCCAAGUCACGCCUGCAUAUGCCGUGCCUGGAGGGCAUUUACCAGCGUCUGACCAAGCUGCAGAAUAUGGCUUCGGAUCAGAGGAUCCAGCAAAACAAGAUAAAGGCCAAGCUCAAGGAGUGUGGUCUACUCCAGGUCGCUUUACUCGACCAGGAGAAAAGCCGGACACGCACUAUGGAAGCCGUGGACACUCUGACUGACUCCAUUCUAUCGAUGACCCUGAGCCAGGGGGUGGACUCAAAUGCCACGAAACUGACACAGGAGAAGUUGAAUAAGAUACGUAGUGUGGUCCAAGCCCAGAAAAUCAAUAUCAUAUGUCCGCAGCGACCGGAUCGCGUGGGCCUCAAAUCGGAGGUUAUUUUGGAGACGAGACGUAAGGUGGAACUGAUUAAAAAGGCGGAGGCCAAGCCAAUGAUGGCCAACAAGUACACCCAAUCAGCAUCGUCUGCUCUCCCUGUCGCGACAGCACCAGCUCCUGCUGUUGUAGCUCCGCAACUACCAAAACCGAUGCCAUCUAAGCCGACAGUGGUGGAAAAGCCCGGCAUCCACACUAUCGCUCCCAAUCCGAGUGCCACGGUCUUUGCUUUUAGUCAAAGUAGUCCCUUCGCCAAAACUUCUACAAUGACAACGACGACAAGUACUUUGACCGCAGGUGAAGCUGCAAAGCCAGGAACUUCAAUUUUCGGCGGCGUAAACCCCAGCUUUAGUUUUGGUGGUGGAUCAAAGACAACUCUCUCCUUUGGUGGAGGUGGCUCAACACCACCAAAACCAGCAGCAGCUGCGUCGGAGGCAGCUCCAGUAUCUAAAAUGAACCUGUGGCCAGGAGUAGGAAAGGAUCAAACGCCGGCCCCAGAGUCCGCAAAACCGAUAGCAUCAGCGUCGGCAGCACCUGUUAACUCUGCCCCCGAGACAGCACAAGCUCCAAAGGCAGAAACCAAGCUGUUUGACUUUGGUGGUUUUAAGGGAGCUGGCGGAGCCGUGGGCGGCAGUGUUGUCCCUUCUGCUUUUAGCUUCGGUGGUUUGGGCUCAUCGCUAGGCUUUGGCGGAUCAGCCGCCCCCAAAUUGGAUGCUUCUCCAGUCGCAGUUGUAACUUCCACAACCUCAAUGCCAGCUGCAUCGUUUGGUAUGUUCGCUGCAAAGCCAACUGCUAGUGAGGCUACAGUCGUGAGCAGUAAGACAAAUACCGUUGUUGCCGCCACUGUCCCUGCUCCAGUCUCCACCGGAAGCGGUUUACCUAGUACUUCGGAUCCCGUUGGAGGUCUCUUUACCUCUGUUAACAUUUGCAAGCCAAACACUAAAGAGUCGACAACCGACUCCAGCCAGAAGCCGGCAAGUCUCUUUGGUGGCUCAUCUACUGGCAGUUUUCCCUUUGGCAGCGGAACUGCCGACUCCUCAAAGGGACUCUUUGCCAGCAUUACACCAGUGUCCACUGGAAAAGAGGCGCCCACUAAAACUGAGCCCAGCACAACGACUGCAACAGUUAAAACCACUGACUCUUUGGCUGUGCCAACAAUAGCGACCGUAACUUCGACCGCCCCACUAGCUGCUCCGGCAGCCGCGGCAACAGCUACGACAUCCCCCGCAACAGCUACGACAUCCCCCACAGCAGCUUUGGCCGCUCCCGUAUCGGCUACAACUGCCUCUGCUACUCCAGUUCCGGGAAGCACCUUCUCCUUCUCGAAUGCCUUUAGUAGCCUGAGUGCAGGAACCACAUCUUCGCCAAACUUGUCUGCCAACAGUUCCACAACAACCACAACGAGCAACACCUCUACUUCAGUCUUUGGUGGUGGUUUUGCAACAGCCACAACAGUAACAGCCGGCAGUCCCUUCCAGGCUGCGGCGAUGGCAACAAGCAAUGCUCCUGCUACCACACCGGCAACCGGAACGUCUCCCGCACCCACUGCUAAUAUCUUUGGCAAUGUGCCUAAGCCAGAGGUAAGCGUUUUUGGAACUACUCCGGCUGCUGCGGCGUCUAUGCCACCAACGGGUCUCUUUGCCUCGGCGGCCAUCAGCAAUCCGGCGCCAUUUGGUAGUACUUCAACUGGAGCAGCUGCUUCCGGCGGCAACAUCUUUGGCCAGGCCCUAAAACCGAGUGGCUUUGGCCAAGCGGCACCCGCCGCCGCUGCUGGGGGUGGUGGUGGCUCCAUUUUUGGCGGAACAGCCAAUUCAUCAUUUGGUUCCAGCUCCAUUUUCGGCGGCAGUAAUCCACAGAGUCCGGUGAAUGCACCCGCUCCCGGAGCAGGUACUUCGAUCUUUGGUCAAAGUGUCUUUGGCCAAUCGUCGCAGGCAUCAGCUCCGUCAUCUGGUGGCAAUUUAUUCUCCAAUGCGGUUGGCUCACCGCAGCAGCCUCAAGCAUCUGCCUUUGGCGGCGGCAGUGGUGGCUCUAUCUUUGGCACACCGGCCCCAUCGACAGGAUCGGUUGCAUCGGGCGGAUCGAUCUUUGGUGGCGGCAACACCACCGGCGGCGGUGGCUUUGGCUCCUUCUCGCAGUCAUCACCGGCCACGGGGGGCUUUGGAUUUGGCCAAGGCGGUGCCGCUGGUUCAGUGGCCCAGUCGGGCUUUGGAUCACCGCAAUCUCCGCCGCAGCAGCCGGCGGCUCCAGGUAGAUUUGGAGCCAAGCCUGUGUUUGGCGGAUCGACGGCCUUUGGAGCAGGUCCCACAUUUGGCGGUGCACCCACUUUUGGCAGUCCUAAAGGAUUUGGUGGCUUUGGCGGCGGAGGCGCUAAUUCUGUGGCCUCGCCGCCCGCAUUCGGAGCAGCGCCGAAGCCGACCGAGGGCAAUAUCUUUGAGACACUCGGUGGCCAGGAAUCGAGUCUGUCCUUUGGAAAUCUAGCCCAGACGGGAAAUUCGAAUGCGCAGAAACCGGCUUUUGGAGGAUCCAGCUUUAUGAACUACCGUUGAGCUAAUGACAUUGUUGUGUGAAAUUCCUUACAUUUGUUUGUCCAGUUCUAUGGUUAAAU